UAAGCUGUGACUAAACUACACGACUCGAAAGUCGAAACUAGUUAUUCGGUUACAUGAUGUGGCCUGUAUAAUAUAACUAGAGCUAUCUCUAGUUAUUGUAACUACUUAACUAGUGACGUGAAAUAACGCCCAACGGCCAACCCUAGUAACCUAGUUUGUAUACAAACAACCAUCAAACAACAAACUAAAAACUUCAAAGUUUUGUCACAGACCGUUUUGACACACUUUGUAGUUUAUAAAAUGAAAAAACGUUCGGCUAGGGUUUCAGAGGCCCAGUGGAAUAUAAUACUAAAUUUUCUCGACAGAAACCCUAGCUUAGCCAAGUCAAGAAGCUAUAACAAUAGCGCAAAAGGACGUGCCCAAGCCACACAAUUGUGGCAAGAAGUAGCCGACGCACUUAAUGCUGAAGUUUCGGGAACUUAUAAAACUCCCAAAGAUUGGUCCAUUUAUGUCAGCAACUAUAAAAGCAAGUUAAAGAAAAUAGUUUCUGGCAUAAAUGCUGAUGUGAGUGGGACUGGAGGAGGACCUCCCCGAGGGGGUUCCCUUACCCAUAUAGACACUCGCUUCCUGGCCAUCAUGGAACAGGGAUUUGCCAAAACAGAGCCAGAUGUGAGCGUCAAAGCCUUUUCCGAGCAGCCUUAUUCACCAACUCCGAUACCAUUUCAUGGUACCGAAGAGGUUAUCAUAUUUCCUGAAGUGGAGAUUGUGAAGCCUGAGCCUAAUUCUCCUGCCUCAGUCGAGCAGGGGGAAAGGGAGGCUGAUGAUGUUUUUAGCAAAGACAGAAAAGAACCGGAGCCGUCAUUGCCGAGAAGAACAAGACAACAGCGAUACCGCAAACGUCCAUCAACUCCUUUGGUUGAGGCUCGCCGGAUCUUGCAAAAAGUAGAAUUGCAGCGUUCUGCAGCAGAGCUGCGUAAUGCUGAAGCUCUAAAUCUAAUUGGGCAGAAUAUUGGACGCCUAGCUGAUGUUCUAGAAAGAUUUUUAGCGAGGGACAUGUCCUAAGUGCAUAUUAUGUUUUAAUAAUA
Aricia agestis (brown argus) is the source of this 1025-nucleotide messenger RNA. RefSeq lists its product as uncharacterized. Bases 241 to 1002 code for a protein of 253 amino acids. The record is from RefSeq and is a predicted model, not a curated record. The transcript has 5 exons. NCBI's taxonomy places the organism in Eukaryota, Metazoa, Arthropoda, Insecta, Lepidoptera, Lycaenidae.